Hordeum vulgare subsp. vulgare (domesticated barley) is the source of this 1080-nucleotide messenger RNA. RefSeq names its product protein CHLORORESPIRATORY REDUCTION 6, chloroplastic. Gene Ontology annotation, biological process: NAD(P)H dehydrogenase complex assembly. NCBI's taxonomy places the organism in Eukaryota, Viridiplantae, Streptophyta, Magnoliopsida, Poales, Poaceae. The record is from RefSeq and is a predicted model, not a curated record. Gene Ontology annotation, cellular component: chloroplast. Bases 119 to 898 code for a protein of 259 amino acids. The transcript is spliced from 4 exons.
UAAACCAACGGAUAAGAUAGACCCACGGCCACGGGGGCCGCUCGCCGGAGGCUGCUGCUCUGCCAGCGACUACCCACGACGCCACCGCCCACUUACCUACCUACCUACCUCCAUCUCCAUGGCCGCCGCCGCCGCCGUACACCACCACCACCAUCCUAUCGUGGCCUCGCUCCGCCCUGCUUCGAGGCGGCUCAGCAGCAGCAGCGCCGGCAGCGCGCCGCCACAUCCCGCAGCCUCCUUCCUCUGCUGCUGCUCCCGUCCCGAGACGCCGCGCGUCCGGCUCCAGGCUCCCCGCGUCGCGUUCAACCCCUCCGGCAACUUCGACCUCUCCCUCUCCGACCAAGACGACGCACCACAAGUUGAGCCUCCUCCACCACCUACUGAAGGGCGCAUCGAGAUCGUCAUCAACAAGGAUAUCAUCCGAACACUUGACCUAUCGCCUGUGCAAGAAGCCCUUGGCAACCUGAAUUCCUUAACGACAGCUCAAUCAAGAAAUCUGUUGGACAGAACCGUCGGCUUCACAAUAAACUACGAGAGAGAGGAUCCAUACGACACGCGGGAGCUGUCCGAGUUCCCCGAUGUAAGGCUGUGGUUUGUGAGGCUCGAUGCCUCCUACCCCUGGUUCCCGGUUGUGCUUGACUGGAGAGCCGGUGAGCUCGCCAGGUAUGCCGCAAUGCUGGUCCCUCACCAGAUGAGCAUGCGUCACGGCGUAGUCUUCAACCCAGAGGCGUUGGAGCUGUUUGGGAUGAAGAAAGUGUUCGUCGUCUACUCGUGGCUGAAGCAGCAGAACCAUGCCAAGCCCAGGUUGAAGACGGGUGACAUGGCCAAGAUGCUUGGCUUCGGCAUCGGAGACGAGUUGUUCGAUUUGAUCGAGAAGUAUCCUGUUGAUGAACUCUAGAUCUUCAUGCCGAAACAUUUGGUGAAGAAUAGAUACCAUACAAUGCACAGUUAGUUGCGCUAUAUAUAUAUAGUACCCCUUCCGUAACAAAUGCUGGGCGUUUUUUUUUUGUAGCGAACAACGCCCAAAAAACGUCUUAUGUUUCUUGGUUACAAAGGGAGUAUAUACUUGUCGUUCUUGUA